AUGCAGCAGGGCGAGGGCUGUGAUAUGAAAAUCAGCAAAGUUAUUUCAGGAUUCUAUGGAAGGCCAUGGACUUUCGAGCAGAGAAAACAGUUGUUUGCUAGGCUUAACCGGCUUGGGAUGAAUACAUACGUCUACGCUCCAAAAGAUGACCUUAAACAUCGUCCGCAAUGGAGAGUGCCAUAUGAUUGUGAAGAAGCAGACAUACUGCGGAGCCUCAUUGAAUCAGCACGAGAAAAUAACAUCAGAUUCGUAUAUUCCUUGUCACCAGGAAUUGACAUCGCCUAUUCGAAGACAGAAGAAAUACUUUGCAUCAAGAGUAAACUCGAUCAGGUUCGUAUGCUCGGAUGCGAGUCAUUUGCACUUCUUUUCGAUGACAUCGAGUGCGAAAUGAAUGAAAUGGAUAGAAAAUGCUUCGACUCCUUUGUUUCAGCACAGGUUGCUGUGACCAACGAGGUUUACGAAUAUCUAGGACGUCCCCAGUUCUUUUUUUGCCCCACAGUCGAGCAGUGCCAUCGCUGGAGCACUCCGAAUAUCUAUUUGUUGUAUAUAUCCGUUAUUCUUGCUCUGUCAGGCCCUCGGGUGAUCUCUCGUCAUAUUACCGUUGAUCACGUUCGAAGUGUAUCCAGAAUACUCCGUCGCAGACCGCUUAUUUGGGACAAUUUGCACGCAAAUGACUACGAUCAAAAACGAGUUUUCAUGGGUCAACAUGUUCUCACUUUCUUCCCGCACUUUUAUCUUUUCACUGAAGCUGUGGGAUUAUUGAUGAAUCCAAGUUGUAAAUACGAAUUGAACUUUGUUCCUCUACUGACGUUUGCUGAUUGGAACGCAAGCAGUGAUGAUUGUUCUGUGAACGGUCAGUGCGGUUUCUCACUUUUUCCAAUCUGCUUUGCUUGUUUACAGCAGGGAGGGACGUGGUAG
Messenger RNA from Haemonchus placei, 918 nucleotides. NCBI's taxonomy places the organism in Eukaryota, Metazoa, Nematoda, Chromadorea, Rhabditida, Trichostrongylidae. The record is from the annotation of a GenBank genome assembly.